UAGACUGCCGGUAGAAACUCAGGUCGACUUGAUCACAGUUCCCUAUUUCAAUCUUCCGGCCCUUGAUCGUAGCUCUACAGCAGCAACCGCUUCCGUAACGUCCGAGCAGUGAUCAACGUUUAUUCGCUGUGGGAUGUUGGUGGGUGCUGGGAUAUUUGGAAGACUGCUUGCAUUGGUGUGCGUGUGGGGUACGGUGGGGUAUCCGAAGUGAAGAUCACCUCUAUGCCAAAUCUUUUGCUCACAAUUCUGAAUCUAUCUAGCUAGCUAGAAGAAACACCGGUAGCUCAAUUCCUGAAAAGCAUCCUUCUAAACUCCUUCGCCAAGAAUCUCAUCCUCCCCAACAUCAUGUUCAUGAACGAUUCUUACGCAUACGCAGCUUCUGGAGACCAUCUUUCCACCAUGGACGACGCUUCCUAUCACUUACCCGGCCUUGACAGCAGCGAAACUUCUCACUCCUCCCGCCGGCGCCGCAGCAGCAGUAUCCUCAAGACUCAGACUCUGGAGGAAUCCUUGAGCAGCAUGGGCCUGAACAACAACGAAGUCAGUCGCCGGCGCAAGAGCAGCGUCAGCUUUGAUAUCGUACAAGUCCGAGAGCACUCCAUGAUGCUGGAUGAUUCUCGACAAGGCUUGUCUCUGACCAUGGAGUGGAAGUGCUGCCACGAAGAUGUCAUGACAGUCCAAGAAUUCGAUUGCUGCCGCAAGUCCAGCAGUGACAAGAAAGAUGGUGGCGUUCGCUACCUAACUCCCAUGGAACGCAUGACCAUACUCAUUGAAGCCGGAUAUGCCGUCGGCGACUUGUGCGAUCACAUUGUGGCCGAAGAAAAGCAGGGCAAGACGGUACAUCCCUGUCACUACAAUAGUGCUAACAGCAGCAGAAGGCACAGACAUGGGGCCAAGGUAUCCUCUGCUGUAAGCGCAAAGUCAGAACAAGAUCCACAGCAAUGUAGUAGCAUCUACUCCAGAGUCAGAAAAGCUGCCAAGGGCUUUCGAACUGUCAGAGCAACUUGCUAG
Molecule: messenger RNA, 1011 nt
Organism: Seminavis robusta
Lineage: Eukaryota; Bacillariophyta; Bacillariophyceae; Naviculales; Naviculaceae
Source: the annotation of a GenBank genome assembly